Molecule: messenger RNA, 791 nt
Organism: Paramecium pentaurelia
Lineage: Eukaryota; Ciliophora; Oligohymenophorea; Peniculida; Parameciidae
Source: the annotation of a GenBank genome assembly
AUGAAAAACUAAGUAACAAAGAGUGUCUCUCAUUCUGCCAUACCAAAACCAGAAAAAUCUCAAACUCAUAAAACUCCUGAAAAGCAUGGAAUUCCAAGAAACGUUAAUUAUUAUAGCCAUUUUUUAGCAGAACCAUACAUUACAGAAAAAGAUAUAGAGUUUGUGCUUCAGUUAAGAAACAUGGAUAAUGUAAAUUUCUUGUAUGACAAUAGGCAGAAAUGACAUCAAAGUUAGCUCGAAUACCUAAUCAAGUUUUUACAAGAGGAGAUCAAAAAAUUGAGUCUUAAAAAGUAAAACAUCUUUCUAGAGAUAUCAAUUACACUGAAAAUUCUUCAUAGAUUUUACAUUUAAUAAAAGGUAGAAUAGGCCCGACACCCCAUUUAAGUUAAGCAGAAUUUGAAACUGGUCUUCGAUCUUAUGCCAGAACUGAUAAAAGUCUUGUUGAGAAAGAACGCAAUUGGACUACUGUUCCAAAAACUAAAAGAAAAGAUAUUUUUCCUGAAUUUUUACCAAAUUAUAAGGAAGAGAUGUAAAAAAGAAAGUCUCUCAGCAUUACUGGAAAUAAAUUAGCAAAACUAACAUAUAGUGGUAAUUAUAAAUCAUAAAAAUAUAAAGCUUUUGAUCCGGAUACACACUAUCCUCCCUAUUCAAUCAAAUUUAAUGAGAAAAAUAUUUAGCAUGUCAGACAUAUGUUCGUGCCAGGGGUUAAAAUGUCAACUGUAUAAUGGCAAGAAGGUUUAAGACCUUUAGUAUAAAUAAAAAGAUAGAAAAAAGAAAAAGAAAAAAAAUGA